CCUCUCUCGUCUCUCCUCUUCUGUUCUAACCCAGAGGACAUCGGGACCUCUUCUCCCCCCCUUUUACCCGGAGACAUGGAUCUAUGGUUUCAUUCGAUCCGGAUUUGCUGGUGGAGGGUUUUGUUUCUGAUGAGUGUUUUCCAGGACUAUCUGAGCUCCAUGCUGGACUGCCCGCCGACCUGCAGCUGCUCUCAAACAGAGAUCUAUUGCAAUAAGUCUGACAACGGCAGGUUUUUCCCUUUACUCGCCUUGCAAGAUACUGGGAACAAUGGGACCAGUGUUGACAUCGCAGAGUUAUUCAAAAACAUCACCUCUAUACACAUAGAGAACUGGACGGGAUUGCAGACUCUGAGAGAUGUUGAUAUGGAGCUCUACACCGGACUGCAGAGACUAACUAUCAUGAAUUGCAACCUGAGGGUGAUCCAGGCGCGAGCGUUCGCUCAGAACCCACACCUACGCCACAUAAACCUGUCAAAGAAUCCUCUCAGCACUCUGUCAUGGCAGCUCUUCCAGCACCUCCAACUCUCCGAGCUGCGCCUGGACAGCGUGGUGUUCGACUGCGGCUGUGAUAUCCACUGGAUCCAGCUGUGGCAGAAGAGAGGAGACGCCGAGCUCCACACGCAGCAGCUGUACUGCAGGAACGGAGCCUCCAAGAUACGACUGCACAACAUGUACAUCACAAACUGUGACAUACCAGAGAUCAGUGUGAGCCACAGCAGCGUGUUGGUGAUGGAGGGAGACAAUGUGACGGUGAGAUGCAAUGGAUCCGGAGAACCGCUGCCUGAAGUGGACUGGACUGUCAGCGGGCUGAACUCCAUCAACACACACCUGUCCAAUGUAUACUGGCCGAACAUCCACUCUAUCAACCUGACGCUCGUCAACAUCAGCCGAGAUGACAACAACUUCCUGCUGACCUGCAUCGCAGAGAACGUGGUGGGGAUGACAAACUCCUCCAUCCAGCUUAAUGUACAAUUUCCUCCAAUCAUCCUGAGGCUUGCUGAGCCUGAGCAGCGCCAUGACACCUGCAUCGAGUUCACGGUUCGGGGUUACCCCCAUCCCAAGCUGCGCUGGUUCUACAAGCAAAAGGAGAUUCUCCAGAACGACUACAUCCGAACUGAGAUGGACUUCUACCAGGACUACCUGGAGGGCUGUCUGACCUUCCAGAACCCGACGCACAUCAAUAAUGGCAACUACACUCUGGAGGCCAGCAACCCUUUGGGAACGGUCACUAAGACAGUGUAUGGUCACUUCCUCAUGGCCCCGGGCAUGGAUGAAGAUGACGUAGUGGAACUAGUUCCUUCGACGCCGCCAGGUGGUGAUUUAGGCCGACCAGAUGAAGACACAUUUGGGGUUUCCAUCGCUGUGGGUUUGGCGGGCUUCGCUUGCGUCCUCCUCCUCGUCCUUUUUGUUCUUAUCAACAAAUACGGCCGGCGCUCCAAAUUCGGUAUGAAAGGUCCAGUGGCUGUGAUUAGUGGUGAGGAAGACUCUGCCAGCCCUCUUCAUCACGUCAACCAUGGUAUUAUUACCCCCUGCACUCUGGAUGCGGGUCCUGAUGCAGUUGUCAUAGGGAUGACUCGUAUUCCUGUGGUGGAGAAUCCUCAGUACUUCAGGCAUGGACACAACUGCAACAAGCCGACUACCCUUGUCCAGCAUAUAAAGCGGAGAGACAUCAUCCUGAAGAGGGAGUUGGGUGAAGGAGCGUUCGGAAAGGUCUUCUUGGCAGAGUGUUACAACCUCAGCCCCACCAAGGACAAGAUGCUGGUGGCCGUCAAGACACUGAAAGAUCCCAAUCUGGGGGCGAGAAAGGACUUCCAGAGGGAGGCCGAGCUGCUCACCAAUCUGCAGCACGACCACAUCGUUAAAUUCUACGGAGUGUGUGUUGACGGAGACCCUCUCAUCAUGGUGUUCGAAUACAUGAAGCAUGGAGACCUCAACAAAUUCCUCAGAGCCCACGGCCCAGACGCCAUGAUCCUGGUCGACGGCCAGCCGCUGCAGUCCAACGGAGAGCUGGGCCUUUCCCAGAUGCUGCACAUCGCCACCCAGAUUGCCUCAGGCAUGGUGUACCUGGGCUCCCAGCACUUUGUCCACAGAGAUCUGGCAACACGUAAUUGCCUGGUGGGCAAUGGCCUGCUGGUCAAGAUCGGAGACUUCGGCAUGUCCAGGGACAUCUACAGCAGUGACUACUACAGGCGUGGCAGCUGGGCCGGUUCGGACCUUGCUGGGGGCAACGCCAGCAGUUAUGAACCACUUGCCUGCUGGGUUGGAGGACACACCAUGCUACCUAUUCGCUGGAUGCCCCCAGAGAGCAUCAUGUACAGGAAGUUCUCCACGGAAAGCGACGUCUGGAGCUUUGGAGUCAUCUUGUGGGAGAUCUUCACCUACGGGAAGCAGCCUUGGUUUCAGCUGGGUAACAACGAGGUUAUCGAGUGCAUAACCCAGGGUCGGGUUUUGGAUAGGCCACGCAUUUGUCCCAAGGAGGUGUACGACAUCAUGCUGGGCUGCUGGCAGAGGGAACCGCAGCAGCGACUGAACAUUAAGGACAUUCAGAAGGUCCUGUUCGCCAUGGGGAAAGCCACGCCGGUCUAUCUGGACAUCCUGGGCUAGCAGCGGCCCGGGGUGUUCCUCGACUCAGACCGACUCUCACGAAUCCAGGAAUAACCAAACCAACCUACUCCACUGUCGAACAACACCUACAAUGUUUGGGAAGGACUUAAGUGCCUGCAACACUUUUGGAUAUAGUGGAUAAAACGUAUUCAAAAAACACGCACUUUUACAUUUUGUUUACUUCCGUAUAAGAUGUACAGGUUUGAAGAAGACUUUUUUUUUUUUCGAAAAACUGCAAAAAUACACAAAAAUGGAGACAAAGAGGGCGGUGUAGUGGAAGGGCAAGAGGAAAACGGCCACAGUUCGAUGUUAUUAUGGAGAGAACACACAUCAGAGUUAAAAUCUAUCCUGGGUUUAUGAAUAUAUAUAGAAAUAUUACAUAUAUUUUAUAUUUAUUUCUUUUUGUCAGGGUGUUGAAGGGUCUGCCAUGUGCGUUGCUAUAAGGGCUCGGCCCUGUCCGAAGACGUCACCGACUUGACGAAGGCAGCCUUACUUGCACUCUGAUUGGCUGGAACUGAGCUUCCAAUGGGAACUCUGCUCGUGUGGAAUAACACUGGAUGGUUGAAAAAAAACAAGGAGCGCUCUGUAGAGGACCUACCCAAUCAGACAACCGACAAAUCUAUUUUAAUUUAAAAAUAAUGUACAUAUUGUAAAAUUCUAUGUGUCAAAAUUAUGUUAACUUAUUUUUUCGGGUGUUAUUUUGGUUCUUUUCCGACUGUGAUCUGGGCGGCUAAAGUAUAAAGCUAUGGUAUUUGUUUUCAUCCUAAUCUAGAGAUUUCUCUUGGGAACUACCUGUGUCGGUGCUGGUAAGUGUCUCGUGGUGAAGCUGAGUGGCAGUGAAUACAGUUUGAAAAGUCAGCUGACUGCGAAUCACAGAGACUCUGGAGACUUGGGGGACGAGUCGGCGCCAUCAACACGACACUUUUCCAAAGAGGUGAUGAAGCCUCCUAUUCACGUUCCAGUUCAUAUGCUUUUUAUGGCAAGAAUAAUGCGUCGAUAAGUAAUAUCUUACACCCCACCCCUGAAAUACAUACACACGCUUUGAGAAACUGUUCUGUCACUUUUAGGCGUAUUGGUGUGAAACUGCUUUUCCACUCUAAAGAAAACAUUUUUGUAACUGAAAGUCUGAAUCAUUUGUUAGCUGCAGGUGUGUGCGUCGCGUACACGCAAGGAAAUCUGUAACUUAAAGGAAUACUUUGACUUUUCGAGAAAUACGCUUAUUUGCUUUCUUGCUUAGAGUUAGAUAACAAGAUUAAUAUACAUUUAAUAAGAUCGCUACCACUCGUGUCCGAUCUAAAUAAAGCUUGCGACACGUUAGCGUAGCUUAGUAUGAAGACUGAAAACGGAGAUUUCCAAAGGUAAAAAAAAAUCCACCUUCCUGUAAAGCACAUAAAUCCGUUAGCUUAGUUUAGCAUAAGCUAACGGCUUAGCUUAGCAUAAGCUAACAGACUUAUGUGAGCUUUCAGUUGCUGUAAGUAGCUUCAUAUUUAUCGUACAGACACGAGAGUGUUCUUGAUCUUCUCGUCUAAUCUUCGGCAAGAAAACAGUUGAGUGCAUUUCCUGAAAUGUCAAACUGCUGAUUCCAAACAUUUUAGAUUAACACCAUGAGAAUCCUGUCGCUUCACAAGAGACGAAACAUGAUGGCUGCUUCCCUCACAUUUCAUUUAGAACAACAAAAUAAAAACGUUUUGUUUCUACUAUUUUUGAUUUCUUUUCCAUCAACUGUACAUGACUCACAGUCACUGUUUUCUUCCUCGCACUCGUGGCCUUUGCAUGUUUAGCAAAGACGAGGUUUUGCACCCGUCGCUUGCUUCGAUAAACACCUGUUCUGCUACGAGCAGAGAGGAGCCACUGAAGCAGGUAGAUACUCGUGUUCGUUAUGAUCAGUGAAGUGGAUCAGCUGACUGUGCUGUUGCUCGUUCCAUCUUGUGUUGAUAGUUACAGUAUUUAACAAACUGGAAAACCUGAAGAGUUUUGUCCCAAAAUGUGGCAGAAGAACAUGACCCCCAAAAAGCUUAACAGCAACAAAAACUAAAACCAAAUGAAGUUACUUUUAAUGACUCGUUUGUAAUUAAGUGCUAAAAUGAGUUUUAACAGAGUGGAAUCUGUAGAUUUCUCAGACACUGAAUGAUAAACCUCAGGCAACGAUUUUAUUUGAUGUUGUAUCUGGAUAUAUAGUAUUUUGGACUCUUCACAUCUCUUCCUUAUUAUCCUGAUAUGAUUCUCACAGUAUCACAGUGUUGUCUCUCUUCCCCUUGGGACUAUGUAAAUCAUUAAUUAACAUUCAGUUACUUCAAGUCUUUUGUAUGAGAGGCAGGAUCCAACCGGAGGAGUUACCCAAAGCAUUGAGUGUUUGUGUAUUCUCUUGUGGUAAAGAUAAACGCUUAAAGACAUUAUGACACAGACCGUGAGCAUUUGCAGGGUAUUGUAAUCCUUUCAUGGUGAGUUGAAUAUUGUUUAAAAAGUUUUCUCUUUUCUUUUGUUGGAUGAACUAACUGAACACUUUUUGAAGCAAAGUUGGCAUAUUACCAUGUACACAUGUUACAGAAUAUAAAAAUGUGGUAUAACAACUGCAGUAUAUAACAUACUGGUAUUCCAUGAUAGAUCUUUGUAUUAAUGUGACUCUCUUAAGAAAAUGUCUUCAAACAAUCAGACGAUCUCUUUUUCCAUUUUGUCCUGUCUUAUAAAGAUGUGUAAAUUUGACUAAAUCUCGUCUUCAUCUAAAUCUCUCAGAAAGCUGAACGACGUGUUCGAUGUGUGUUGUCUGCUGUUCUUCUAUCCAC
Molecule: messenger RNA, 5387 nt
Organism: Cottoperca gobio
Lineage: Eukaryota; Metazoa; Chordata; Actinopteri; Perciformes; Bovichtidae
Gene: ntrk3b
Product: neurotrophic tyrosine kinase, receptor, type 3b
Exons: 18
Coding region: 76-2604 (842 amino acids)
Biological process (GO): multicellular organism development; positive regulation of neuron projection development; cellular response to nerve growth factor stimulus
Cellular component (GO): signaling receptor complex; axon; plasma membrane
Molecular function (GO): transmembrane receptor protein tyrosine kinase activity; neurotrophin binding; neurotrophin receptor activity
Source: RefSeq, a predicted model, not a curated record